AUGCCCUCGGUGGUGCCCACUACUGAAGGAGCGACUGCCGCCCGGCACAACCAGAUUGAGUCAGAAGACUGGCCGACCCAGCUCAGCGAUGCAUCGUCUCCUCGGAGCAGCGGAGAGCGCAUGCAGUUCAACGGCGAUGGAUUGAACACCGGUGUGCGUAUUCUGGGGGAUGGCCGUCUAAAGAUUCGCAUCAACCAAUACAGGCCGAACAUAGCAGGCCUACUAAACCUGGCUCGUUCCUCAAAAUCGCACAAGACAGCCGAGAAUCAAGCCGAGACCCCAGCCGGAGACCAAGCCAGCAAAGUCGACGAGUCUAUCCGACGAGCCGAAAAGGAGGCCGACAAUUUUCCACUGCACCUGAAUGUGGUCAUUCAAGUGAUUGGGUCCCGAGGUGACAUCCAGCCAUUUAUCGCCUUGGGCAAGGAGCUGAAAAAACAUGGGCAUCGCGUUCGCCUUGCCACGCAUCUCGCAUUCCGCGAGUUCGUGCUCGACGCUGACCUGGAGUUCUUCAAUAUCGGCGGAGAUCCAGCCGAAUUGAUGGCAUUCAUGGUCAAAAACUCUGGAUUGCUCCCUAAUAUGGAUACCAUUCGAAGUGGCGCGAUUCUCAAGCGCCGGCGGGAAAUGAAGGACAUUGUUGAUGGUUGUUGGCGGUCAUGUUUCGAGAUGGGAGAUGGCACCCACCUCCAUCAGAUCAAGGAUGACCUGUGGAGUGAAGAACAAGACUAUCGCCGCCGUCCAUUCGUCGCAGACGUGAUUAUUGCCAAUCCUCCAAGUCUGGCGCACAUUCAUUGUGCGCAGAAAUUGGGCAUUCCCCUCCACAUUAUCUUCACUAUGCCAUGGUCACCAACACAAGCUUUCCCACAUCCUCUGGCGGUCAUUCAACAGCAGGACUGUAAGCCUUCGGUCGCAAAUUUUGUAUCAUAUGCCAUUGUGGACAUGAUGAUUUGGGAAGGCCUGGGUGACAUCGUCAACAAGUAUCGACGGACUGUCCUUUCUCUCAGCUCUCUGGACGCCAUCACGGCUCCGAGCAUCCUUCACAAACUACAGGUUCCCUGCUCAUAUCUCUGGUCGCCUGCUAUUCUGCCCAAACCGGAAGACUGGGGUGAUCACAUCGACGUCUGCGGUUUUAGCUUUCUCCCCGCGAAACCAGACUACGACCCACCGAAAGAGAUCACCAAAUUCUUAGAAAGCGGUCCCACACCCAUCUAUGUUGGCUUUGGUUCUAUUGUGGUGGAUAAUCAAAAAAGGCUUACAGAAACAGUCUACGAAGCUGUUAAAAAGUCAGGGCAACGAGCCAUCAUCUCCAAGGGCUGGGGUAAUGUUGGGGUCGACGACGUUGAGGUGCCUGACAAUAUCCUUGUGAUUGGAAGCUGUCCCCACGACUGGUUGUUCCGGCAGGUGUCAUGUGUAGUUCACCAUGGCGGAGCUGGCACGACAGCGGCAGGGCUCGCCCUUGGACGCCCAACGAUCAUUGUUCCAUUUUUUGGUGACCAGCAAUUCUGGGGUGACAUCGUCGCCCGUAACGGAGCCGGUCCGUUGCCUAUCCCCCAUAAAGAACUCACGGUGGAUGGCUUGUCCAACGCGAUUGAGUUCGCAUUGAAAGACUCCACGCGUGAAAAGGCCCAGGAAAUUGCCAAGAAGAUGGAAGGCGAAUCUGGCGUCCGGGAUGGCGUACGCAGCUUCCAUCGUCAGCUUGACCUUCGAUCGCUGCGGUGCGCAGUCUGUCCAACUCGACCAGCUGUGUGGCACUUGAAACAUACCGAAGUCGGGCUGAGUGCCCUUGCCGCCGCUAUUCUAGUGGAAACAGGCAAGGUUGACCCGCAGGAUCUAGUGUUGAAUCGUCCCAAAGAGUAUGACACAUACCGCGACCCAGUCGGCCCGAUUAGUGCCAGUGCUCAGGUUCUCUUUGGAGCUAUCGCGCAUUUUGUGGGUGGCAUUGCCGAUGCCCCUGCCUAUGUAGUCAGUGAUCUGGCAGUGGCCCGCCAUGCUUUGGAAAGUUCCCAUGGACGAACAGACCUCAAUCGUGAGUGGCGCCGUCACAGGUCGCGGAGCAGAGCACGAUCAGCUCGCAUCGAUAAUAAGGCUCGAAUGAGCAAUGAGACUCGAUCAAGCGAAGAGACGCGGGCAAGCGGAGAAACCGACACAAGCAAAGGGUCUCACCCCAGCAAUGAAACUCGUACAAGUGAUGGGACUUGGGAAGAUGAUCAAGUGCAGGCAAAUGAUGGGGUUCAAUCAAAGGUUGACACGCAGACAGGCGGGGAAAGAGCGCGUUCAGGCGAAGAAAAUAACCCAAGCCAUACAGUGGGUGAUACGGCCCAGCAAAGAUCACCAAAAAGGAACGAGGAUGCGCACAAUAGUGAUGGUGUCGAGUCUCUAAGUGAUGAGAGUGGCUCUUGUGACGCGACACGUGCGGAGCCGAACCUAGAGUUGGAGCGAGAAUGCAGUAUCAAACUUCAAAGGACGGCGACUAUGGCAUCAGUGAAUACCACAUCCAAGUCUCACAAUAUUCUCUACGAGAUUGCCAGCUUGGGAGGGAAAAUGUCUUUGAAGUUUGUUAAUUUACUCAUCUGGCUUCCGACCGAUUUGACCCUGAGUCUCUCAAAGGGUUUCCACAAUGCACCGAAAUUGUGGCAUGACCCCAUGGUUAGGUCGACACCGAAAGUGCACGAUAUUCAGAGUGGUUUCAAGGCAGCUGGCAAAGAGUUAUUCCACGGCUUCUACGAUGGAGUCACAGGGCUUGUGGUUCAGCCACAGCACGGUUACAAGGAGAAUGGCGCAAAGGGAAUGAUGAAGGGUGUUGGAAAAGGCAUCGGCGGAGUGUUUUGCAAGCCACCUGCAGGUCUUUGGGGGCUUGCUGGGUAUCCUCUGAUGGGAAUUCGUCGCAAAUUGCUCGAUUCCCUGGGUCGAUCUAGCGAGGGCCAAAUUGUCCUUUCUCGAAUUGCUCAAGGGCAUGAAGAAAUGUACGCCUCUACGCCCGCGGAACGGGCGGAGGUCAUCAAGAAAUGGUCCGUGAUCGAAAAAUCUCUGACGCCGUCGCAAUGUCGCAAACAGCAUAAGAACAACAUGUUCCGUCGGCAAUUCCACCACCACCACAACCACUAUCGAGGUUCGUUUCAUGUUUAA
Molecule: messenger RNA, 3123 nt
Organism: Penicillium oxalicum
Lineage: Eukaryota; Fungi; Ascomycota; Eurotiomycetes; Eurotiales; Aspergillaceae
Product: putative UDP-glucose,sterol transferase
Exons: 7
Coding region: 1-3123 (1040 amino acids)
Biological process (GO): carbohydrate metabolic process
Molecular function (GO): UDP-glycosyltransferase activity; hexosyltransferase activity
Source: RefSeq, a predicted model, not a curated record